AUGCGUCCGUGGGUCUUGGUAACCGCUUUCGGUGUCAGUUUAUCGUCCCCAUCGUGGCACGCUCAAGUCGAAGCUGCGCCAUGUGAUGAAAUUUGCUACACGACCGAGUUGACGGGUUUUGGACCAGGAGGUGCUGCUGGAUGUGCUUGCAGUGGCUCUCGGGCAACGCGGUCGGGAUCUGGAGGCUGCAGCUGUGGCCAGUGCUACCAGGAGACGGGUGGGGCGAUCGUUGGCUAUGCUAUUGGCAGUGAUGGCACGUGUGCGUAUGGCACGAACUGUGGGGACUGCACCCGCACGCCGGAGGCAUCUAGUGCUGGUACAAAAGUGCCGCCUUUGGAUGUUGAAACUCCCAGUGUGACGACAUCACCGGCGCCGUCAGAGCCGGCGACGAUGGAGCCGUCAAGCUCGCCUCCUGCUUCCACGCUUCCUCCAGCUCCUACUGCUGCUGCUGCUACGACAGACGCACCUACUACUGCGUCUCCUGUCCCUACUCCAGGUCCUCCAUUGAACUCGGCACCUGGAACUUUGUCGGACUCGGGAACGUCGUCAACCUCGGGAACGUCGUCAAACUCGGCAUCUGGAACGUCGUCGUCGUCUGGAAAUGACUCGUCACCUGUAGAGGGAAACAAUGCUCCGCCUGCAACUGCCACAUCUGGCAGCUCGGCCUCUAGUUUGGACGACGCCGGCAAGACAGCUGGUAGCUUCGAUCCCAGUGCCACAUCCAGCGACAACAGUCUUGAGACGUGGCAGAUCGCGCUGAUCAUUUGCUGUGGCGUGCUGGUCUUCACAGUGGCCGUUGUGUCGGUGCUUUCGUGCUACUGCAAAGCACGGAACCGGUUGAACGAAAACGAGGACGAUCGAGCUGAUGCCAGCUACUACCAGCAGCAGCAGCACCCCCGUCAGCGCGAUGACACUGUUGGAUUGGGCGGUAUUGCCACGCCUUCUCGGUUUUCGCAAAGACCGACAAGUUCUCAUCGUCACGUGCGGUCUGGCAGCUCGGGGAGCUUGGUAAACGAAACGAAGCUCAUGUACGCAAAUUCAGCCAACAGUGGAAGCUCCGAUAUGUUGGGGACGGGACUUGCGCCCGUUCACAUGCGCACUAGCUCCGGUGAUCAAUUUGGAUCCGUUGGUGGCUAUUUGACGGACAACCAACCGAACGCAAGUAAUGUAUCGGUAGGGCGUCAACAGGACUGCAGCUCAGCACGUGACCGGAGGUUGCACGCACUGGAACUAUAG
Messenger RNA from Peronospora matthiolae, 1236 nucleotides. NCBI's taxonomy places the organism in Eukaryota, Oomycota, Peronosporomycetes, Peronosporales, Peronosporaceae. The record is from the annotation of a GenBank genome assembly.